AAGCACGAUAGAAAGAUACCGUUGAAGAGGCACUACCAUCUGACUAACAACAACAAGACUGGCCCUGAGUUGUUCCAGUUUAUAUUAAUUUAAUUUGCUCCUAGGAGAAAUGCUUCACCUGUGAUAGUCCCACAGGAUCCCGCCAAGGUUCAUUGGAUCCUGAGAAUCGUUUCAGCCCAAAAGAAAACCAAGACCAAAAAUCUGAAAACAGCCCAAGAUCCCGCCACCAGCACCUCCAGGCCUGCAUCCUGGUCACGCUUUAGCAACCUACCAUCAGACCCCAACAAACACAAGGUUUCUAUCUGUGCGCUGGAAGGACAACACUACCUUGCAAGACAAGCUGGCAAUCAUGACUGAGCUGACCAGGCCAAAGUUGAUUGGGUUUGAUUUAGACUACACACUGUGGCCUUUCUGGGUGGACACUCAUGUUGAUCCUCCUUUUCAUAAGGACUGGAAGGGACAAGUAGUGGACAUGUACAACAAGAAGAUAAAAUAUUAUGCAGAGGUUCCAGAUGUUUUGAAAUGGCUUCACAAAGAGGGAUAUGUGCUGGCAGCUGUGUCCCGCACUGGAGAAAUUAAAGGGGCCAAUCAACUUCUUGAACUCUUUGACUGGGACAAAUACUUCACAUACAAGGAAAUUUAUCCUGGAUGCAAGAUAACUCAUUUUAAUCGAAUAAAAACCAAGUCAGGAGCAGAAUUCAGUGAAAUGCUGUUCUUUGACGACGAGCACAGAAACAAGCAUGACUUAGAUACCAUUGGUGUGCGCACAGUGAUUGUGGAUGAUGGCAUCACCAGGAAGCUUGUCAAGCAGGGUUUAGAAGAGUUUUCCAGGCAUUGAUAACUCUAUAUAAUGUGCAUCUAUUCAGUGGAUUGUUUCACACUUAUACUUGUAGGAUGUUUCUGUACCUGGGCUACAGAAGCUAGUUCAGUUUUGUGCAUCUUCUGAUCUUGAAACUACAAAAAAAAAAAAAAAUGGUUUUUAUAUCACUGCUUGGUACAUGAGGUGAUUUAGACCAUUUUCUCUGCUUUUAUCUCUCUUACCAUUAUUUACAGUACACAGCAUUAAAAGAUAGUAAUUUCAUGGAAGACUGUAUAAAAAGUAAUCGGUAAGAGUUAAAGUCAGUUUUACUAAAGCAAAGUCCACUAUAAUCCUUUUAGCAAGUCAAGUUUGCCAUCAGAUUUUCUAAUUUCAAGCGUGAAUUUAUCUCAGUGCUUAUUGAUUAAUUAACAGAAGUGUAAAUCAAAGUUGAAGAUCCUUAAUAUUCUGUGAGAUAAAACAUGUUAAUUACAAGGCAUGAUUGUUCAAGCAAUAGCAUGUCUCAGUACAGUGCAUGAAGUUCCAGGUUUGAAUCCCUGCUUACAAUUGAAAUUUUUCUGGGAUGACUUCUUUGAAUUUCACUAACCUAUACAUAGAUGAGUACCAGUUAGUGAUUGGGAAGACUGUGGAGAAAGGAACAGGUUGCCUUAUAUUAUGUCAUGGGUAUGACUUGCUUUAUUUAUUUAUUAAUUAUUUUUAAAAUCUUAUAAGUAAAACGGCUGGUCAGAAUCUCUUUUGCAUCUCUUGGUUUAUGCUAAAUUUUUAUAAGAUAAUUGACUCUGUAAAAUAAAUUAUGGUGGUUGAUGUUGAAAAUUCACCAGAAUAUGAAGCUGUAAGUAGAUGUUUAAUGAAGCAGAACAUAAGGAAGAACACUCUUUAUAUGCCAGAAUGUUGUGUGACUGAGAAGCUUAAUCUGCAUAGUUUCAUCUGGGCCAUGUUUAAAAGUGCUAGCCUCUGGGAAGUUUUUCAUUUUUUUUAUUUCUUAAUAUAUAUAUAUAUAUAUAUAUAUAUAUAUAUAUAUAUAUAUAUAUAUAUAUAUAUAUAUAUAUAUAUAUAUAUAUAUAUAUAUAUAUAUAUAUAUAUAUAUAUAUAUAUAUAUAUAUAUAUACACACACACACACACACACACACACACACACACACACACACAGGUAACCUUGGUUACCUAACGUCUCUUUCUGAACAACUCGGUUUUCGAACAAAGUUAUUUGAUUUCUAAUACUGCAAGAUGUAACUAAAACAGCCAUUUAUUAUUAAAUUGUUGUUUCUAUAAAUAUUUCCUUUAUUUUUAUAUAUUUGGAGGACUGAGACAGAGAGUAAGAUAGUAAUUUAAUCCUUGAAAUAAGUAAAAUGUGAUAACCGUUGAAGAAGUUCCUUGAAGUAAACAAACAAGGUUUGGCACUCAGGAGUAAAUCCAAGCCACCUGUGGCUCUCUCUAUGACCCACAAUACCAUCACUACUGCACAGCUGCAUUUUCCUAGUAGCUUUUCCCAGCAGCAAGAUGUCUAAGUGUUAAAAUCACUUUCAUUUUGGUGGUGAGUUGGUUGCUCCUCUCUGUGACACUCUAAGGCUUCCCUCACUUGAUCGGUGACAAAGAGAAUGCCUGCAUGGUCUAAACGAUAUCUUUUGAUGAGCUCUGUGUCACUAAGUUCAUCCAGUACAUCCUUUCUGGAUAAAAAAAAAUUCAGAGCUGGAGAUGUUGUAGAGCAGCCAUCUUAGCAGUGGGAGCGUUGGUCAUUACCCAUUAAGACAUGGUGGACCAGUGUCUGAGAAUGAAUUAAUGUAUUUUACAUUGAUUCCUAUGAGGAAAAUAAUUUCAGUUUUCAAACACCUAGUUUACAAAAAUGUUUUGUGGAAAAGAAUUAUUAUGUUUCAUCAUAAAGUUAUUGAAAAAAAAAUUGUAGUGUGUGUGUGUGUGAUUCACCUACAGUCCUCUGUUGGUCAUCCAGCUAGCCGUUUCCUCUACGGAAAGAGCUCAGAAGUCAUAGUGAUCGAUCUUUGGGUAGGACUGAGACCAAUGACACACCACACACCGGGACAGCGAGGUCACAACCCCUCGGGUUACAUCCUUUACCUACUUGCUGCUAGGUGAACAGGGGCUACACAUCAAGAGGCUCGCCCAUUUGCCUUGCCGCGCCCGGGAUUCGAAACUGGACCUUCUUGGUUGUGAACCGAGUGUGCUAACCAAUACACUACGCGGUGUGUGUGUGUGUGUGUGUGUGUGUGUGUGUGUGUGUGUGUGUGUUUUAUGUAAGAGAGACAUUGGCCAAAGGCAAAAAAAAAAAUCAAUAAAAAGAAAGGCCCAGUUCCCAUAGAGAUGUCAGACAGAAUAAAACAAAUAAAAAAAAAAACAGGAAAA
This is a messenger RNA of Scylla paramamosain (green mud crab), 3176 nucleotides long. Its product is annotated as magnesium-dependent phosphatase 1-like. The coding region runs from base 350 to 838 and encodes 162 amino acids. Gene Ontology annotation, molecular function: acid phosphatase activity. The record is from RefSeq and is a predicted model, not a curated record. Lineage: Eukaryota; Metazoa; Arthropoda; Malacostraca; Decapoda; Portunidae. The transcript has 5 exons.